UUUGUGAUAGACACAGAAAGUAAAAUGCCGGAAUCGUGUGUUGAUCGAAUGCAUUGCGGCACCAGUGUUCCAAUAUGGCUGAAAGGUACUCAUCCUUCCGUUAGUGACGGGAUCCAGACAAGACAAGCAUGCGCGAACUUCGAGACCGAGGACACUUCCCACAUCCCAUGCUGUGCACAGGCCAUAAACAUCGGGGUCAAGAACUGUAACGGCUUUUUCGUGUAUUUUCUACAUCCCCCACCAAUCUGCCCUGUGGCUUAUUGUGCAGGAAAGGAACAGCCAUGCCCCCCUGGACAAUGGUCUGACACAGGUUUUCCACCCGGGUGUAAAGAGGCCUACCCUCAGCUGACUCAUCCACCAACUCUUCUUGGACCCAUCAUAGACGGCGACACAUUUUAUUUCACCUGUGACAUCACCUUUAAUGGCAACGACCUGGAUCAAGCCUUUGAGUUCGUCUGGCUGUUUGACGGCGUAGAGAACGACACUACAGUUCCUCCAGAAAUUGUCAGCUACUCUACCCGAUCGGCGAGACUAGACGGGUCCAAACUGAAAGGUCUUCUGAAUAAAAACAUUGGAUGCAAAGUGCGAGCCUUUUACAAGGUUUUCAAGCAAAAUUCCAAUAAAGUAGGGCCAUGGAUGGAAAGUCCUAGAACUUACUGGGCUGGAAUUAAAACGGAGCCCACGCACAUCUAUUUACCCACCGACGAGGACCGGAAAGAGGUGGUCAUAAAGUCAACACUUCCUGUCUUAUGCAAUUCAUCGUCGACAAAUCAUCCAAAUAUGUGUUGUAUUUGGGUAAAUCUUUUAGUUGAAGGGCAUCAAGUUGGCGGAGACCGCCUGCUAGUAUCAAACGAUUGCAGGUACACGCUAUGCAGGUUCGACUGGGACAACAAACUUCAGGAAAUGUCAACAUCCUUUACGAUCGAGGCCAGAUACCUCCAGAUUCAGGACGGCAACAAGGACUUGCUGGUCUCCUUCAGCAGUCUGACUAUAGCGGACCCUUCACCAUAUAUGAAAGUAUUCAGCGGUCUUCAGAUACCUUCGGUACAGGUUUAUCUUGAACAACGGGAUUCAAAGCUCUGCCAAAUGGUGACAGAUCCACAUAUCACAGGACUGGAGGACAAGAGACAGUUCCAUCUUCUUAAUGUGGGGGACUACACUGCCUACGAAAACAUCAGAAGGGAUUUUGAGGUUCAGAUUCGAACCUGGCCUUGUAACAAUGAUAAAGCAACCUGUAUCUGUGGAGUUGCGUUCGGUUUAUGUGGGACGUUUGACAACAACGCCAACAACGAACUACCAUCGCAAUGGUUCUGGACAAAAAUGCCCGCUAACAACGUGCCGGUGAAGUUCACAGAGUCCUGGAAGAUUUACAAUAGGACAAGCCUGUUUGAUAUUAUACCUCCGUCUUCGGGAAAUUCUAGUGUGCCUCGACACUGCAUCUGCAGUAAGAAUGGUGAUAAUGUGACUUGUACUUACAAGACCAACAUAGUCAAGCUGCAGUGUCGCAACUGCAGAGAACGUCAAAGAAGUGGUUUUAUUGGAUGGCAACCUACAAGCGGUAAGAGAUCUGCCAAUGGCGGUUUGUACAUAGACAGCGAUGAGGUGAACAGUGUUUACGACCCUAGCAGAUACGCAGAUUUCCAGCCACCAACUCUGUCACUGGCGACAUCGACUGGCAUCAGCGAAAGUCAAGCAGAGAACUACUUGCUCCACCGCCUUGAGACAGUCUCAGCUCUGUCUCACUGUCAGACAGAGACAAGAGAUUCAAGGGCUGAUUGA
Messenger RNA from Pomacea canaliculata, 1779 nucleotides. RefSeq names its product von Willebrand factor D and EGF domain-containing protein-like. The transcript has 14 exons. NCBI's taxonomy places the organism in Eukaryota, Metazoa, Mollusca, Gastropoda, Architaenioglossa, Ampullariidae. Bases 25 to 1779 code for a protein of 584 amino acids. The record is from RefSeq and is a predicted model, not a curated record.